AUGGAUUAUUAAUUACCAUCUCUAGCUGAUCCCUUCACAUGGGUUUCUUACAGUAUUUUGGGCAUCCUGGUAGGCUUAUCAUAAGCUGGUGGUAUUGGUGGUGGACCAAUCAUAUCCCCAGUCAUGAUGGUUUUGUUAGGGUGUCCAAGUAAAAAGGCAAUUUGGAACACUUACAUAAUGCUUUUAGGAGGAAGUCUUGGUAAUUUCCUUCGGUUGGGCAAAGAAAGAACUGCCAAUGGAAAUGCACCAUUAAUCAAUUAUUAAUUAGUUCAAAUAACAUUGCCAUUGUUAUUAGCUGGAGCCAUUUUGGGCGUAGCAACAGGUAAAUGGUUACCAAAAUUGAUCAUUGUGAUCUUUCUAUUUGGAAUAUUGAUGACAGUCUUCCUGAAAACCAAGAGUUUGUACGCCAAAACUCGUAGCAAAGAAAUGAAUGAACAAUUAAUCCCAGUCGAACUAAAAGACCUGACAGUUUAAAAAGAGAGCAAUCACUCAAAAGAAUUGAAUAUAUUAAAGGAGAAAGAUGCAAGACUCUACCCAAUAGAGCCACUUACAGAAAUCAGUUUGACUAUUUUGAUCAUCAUAGUCGUAACUCUAUUAAAGGGAUCAGGGGCAGUACCAUCUCUUUUGGGUGUUGAUUUUUGUGGCUAUGGCUAUCAUUUCUUAAAUUUUGUUAUUUUUGGAAUAGCCUUUUAUAAUGUUUAAAGAUAUAGGAAAUAAAUAUCAAAGGACGAAGAAUAUAGGGAAUCCAUUGGUUACGAUUUUGCAGAUGGCAAAAUGAGUUCUGUAUUUGAUAUUACAGUGAAAUCCAGUCUAUAUGCUGGCUUUUUGGGUGGACUGGUUGGAUUAGGAGGAGGUGUGGUAUUGACUCCGCUUUGGUUAGAAACUGGAAUCAACCCUCCUCGAGCAGCUGCUUCAGCUACUUUCACAGUAUUAUUCACUUCAUCCAUAUCAGUAUUUAUUAUAGCUCUAUCGGGAGGCUAUUAAUUUUCUGAAUUUAUAAUUUUGGGGUUGGUUUCAAGUCUUGGCAGUUAUUUGGUUGCAGGAUUCCUGAAAAAGUUGGUGAAAAAAUAUAAAAGAGAGUCGAUUCUCAUUCAAGUGCUUCUAGGAGUAAUUUCGUUUGGUUUGAUUAUACUUCCCUUUCAAUCUAUUAAGGAUGUUUAUCACAAUCCACUUGGUGCCAUUUAAUUUGGUCGUUUGUGCUGA
Molecule: messenger RNA, 1203 nt
Organism: Paramecium tetraurelia
Lineage: Eukaryota; Ciliophora; Oligohymenophorea; Peniculida; Parameciidae
Exons: 3
Biological process (GO): protein ubiquitination
Cellular component (GO): Cul4A-RING E3 ubiquitin ligase complex; membrane
Source: RefSeq, a predicted model, not a curated record